Polyodon spathula (Mississippi paddlefish) is the source of this 402-nucleotide messenger RNA. RefSeq names its product calcium/calmodulin-dependent 3',5'-cyclic nucleotide phosphodiesterase 1C-like. The coding region runs from base 85 to 402 and encodes 105 amino acids. The transcript has 3 exons. The record is from RefSeq and is a predicted model, not a curated record. Lineage: Eukaryota; Metazoa; Chordata; Actinopteri; Acipenseriformes; Polyodontidae.
AUUGCAAUCUCCACUUCUCCAACUCCUAACACGACGCUAACUGCAGUUGGGAGGUGCAGAGUGACAGAAAACAGAAACAUCAAAAUGACUGAGCCGAGCACUAGAAAACAAGGGUUUAAAAAAUGCCGGAGUGCCACUUUCAACAUUGAUGGCUUUAACUUCACAAUAGUUGCAAAUGAAACAGGAGAAACAAAUGCACGCCCCCUUGCCAGAUUUGCACGUUCCAAGUCCCAAAAUACUCUGUGGAAUGCCAUCACUGCAGGGAUCGGGAUCAAGGACAAAGAGAAGAGGGGGAUUGUCAUUGACCCCCGAAGCCCAGAGGAAAUCCUUGCAGAUGAGCUUCCCUCUGUGGACAGUGCAGAUGCCAUGGAGAAGACAGCUAUCAGGUCAGCCCUGGAAUGA